AUGCCUUCAAUGUUUAUAUUGUCAUCUACAAAUUCAAUAACGUAUUCAUCUUCGACGAUCUACAUCUACACGUGUAUGAAGCUUACACAAAUAACUACAAACUCAUACAGUUAUAAGUUACAACAAGUUCAACAACCGAACGCUGGAUACGAGCGGCUAUGGUUCUCAGCUGAUAGUGCAAUAUGUGAUACGUCAGUUAGUAUACCGACCAUAGAGUUCCACGUUCUUGUGAAACAAGGAAUGGCCGACUCUGCUGCAAUCACUUUCCCAGACAAAUUGUUAUUCUCCGCGGACUAUAAAUACAUGACAAGUACGGGGGCAGAGGAUUGUGAUACCACCUCGGAUACUAUGGACAUGUGCACGGAUAAAACGGCGCUGUCAUUCAAUAACUAUACAAACUGCAAACAAGAAAUUGCCUACUCUGCUGAUUUCCUGUCAAACGUAAUUAGUAAUUAG
Ruditapes philippinarum (Manila clam) is the source of this 456-nucleotide messenger RNA. RefSeq lists its product as uncharacterized. The transcript has 5 exons. The coding region runs from base 1 to 456 and encodes 151 amino acids. The record is from RefSeq and is a predicted model, not a curated record. Lineage: Eukaryota; Metazoa; Mollusca; Bivalvia; Venerida; Veneridae.